Messenger RNA from Diorhabda carinulata, 2976 nucleotides. Its product is annotated as carboxypeptidase D-like. Lineage: Eukaryota; Metazoa; Arthropoda; Insecta; Coleoptera; Chrysomelidae. The transcript is spliced from 14 exons. The coding region runs from base 56 to 2953 and encodes 965 amino acids. The record is from RefSeq and is a predicted model, not a curated record. Gene Ontology annotation, cellular component: cell surface. Gene Ontology annotation, biological process: proteolysis. Gene Ontology annotation, molecular function: metallocarboxypeptidase activity; zinc ion binding.
CUCUAAUUAUUAGCGGAGUUUAAUAAUUAUCAGAAUUACUGCUAUAUCUUAUAAUAUGAAUUUGUGGUUAAUAUUUUUUAUAUUUAUUUCAUUUAUACAUAUUUAUGUGCAAACCUUGGAUUUUGUGUAUCACCAGAAUGAAGAAAUGGAGGGCAUUUUGAAAAAUUUCACACUUAGUGGAAGUUAUAGAUUAAGAAAACAUUUAUACAGUAUUGGGAAUUCAUCGGGAAGGCCUAAUAGUGGUGUAAAGCCAUCACCUAUAUGGGUACUAUCGCUAACAGCUACUAAGGAAAAUGAAAUAGGAAUACCAAAUGUUAAAUUGAUUGGAACUGUACAUGGAACUGAGCCUGUAGGACAAGAAGUGCUUCUACAUUUUAUAGAGUACCUUAUUGAGGAAUAUGAAAAAGAUGGUCUUGUAACAUGGCUCCUCAACAAUACCAAAAUUCACAUUCUGCCUAAUUUGAACCCCGAUGGAUACAAGGUAGCCAAAAAGUUUUUUUGUUAUGGUUGUGCUGAUUGUCCUGGUCUCGGUGUUACCGAUGAAGAUAUUGUUAUAUCAAGUGAUUUUCCAGAUUAUUUUCAUAGGAAUGAGGUUGUAAACCACACUGCAGAAACUCUGGCUGUGAUGAAGUGGAUGGAUAAUAUUCCAUUCACUUUAUCUGGAAGUUUCUUCGGAACAUUUUUGGUUGCUAUUUAUCCCUACUGUAAUAGAAAUGAAACGAUGAUACGCAAUCCAACUCCAGAUGACGAUGUGUUUCAGUUUUUAGCCAAAACGUAUUCUUUCAAUCAUGCAACAAUGCAUACUGGUCAAAACUGCCCCGCUUAUAAAAAGCGGUUUGAUGGUGGAAUUAUAAAUGGAGCAUCAUGGCAUAAUCAUGAUGCUGAUAUGACGGACUAUAAUUAUAUUUUCCAUGGUUGUAUGGAAGUCAGAUUCGAGAUUUCCUGUUGCAAAUAUCCUCCUAUAAAGGAUCUUGAAUAUAUUUGGGCUGAUAACAAAAAUGCAAUCCUCAAUUAUAUCAUGCAAGCAAAUAGAGGAGUUACAGGGCAAGUUCUUGACGAGAUUUCAGGCCGACCUAUAGAAGCAACAAUGAAAAUAAUUGGUAGAAACAUUCAGUUUAAGAAUUUCGGUCCAACGGGAGAAUUUUGGAGAAUAUUACUGCCUGGUGAAUAUAUCGUUGAGGUCGAGGCUAAAGGUUACUAUAAAAAAAUUCAAAAUUUCACUGUUAAGGAGUAUGGAAAGAGCUAUCCUCAGUUAACCAAACUAAAUAUAUUUCUUCUAAAUUCAUCGAUUCCAACUACAACUGAGACAACGGUAACAUCAUCAACAACAUCGACCACUCAAAAAACUACGACUACAAGCAGUAUUGGAGAACAACUUACAACUCACAUGAUAACCACUAUAAGUUUAGCAAAUCCAAUAAGUCGAUCACAAUUAUUAGAUUUUGUGGUGUUUGUUAUCAUUACAAAGUUUUUCAGACAUUCUAUAAAUAUGGCCUGUAGCGGCUUGAGACGAGCAAUGAUAUUUAGUGUUUUUAUAAUUGGUGUUUUCGGUGGUGUUUAUGGCCUGUUGGAAUUCAAAUAUCACACAAACGAUGAAUUGCAAGAUGUUUUGAAAGAACUUGAAAAUAUCGGAAAGAAAAAAUUGUCAGCGAAGAUUUACAGCAUUGGAAAUUCCUCUAAUCCCGACAGACCGUUUCCUCUUUGGGUUUUUAGUUUAACUGCAGCAGAUCCUUCUCAAUAUGGAAUCCCGAAUGUUAAGUUAUUGGGAAAUUUGCAUGGUAAUGAAGCGGGUGGUCGAGAAAUUUUGUUACAAUUCAUUGAGUACUUGAUUGACCAAUUUGACAAAGAUAAAAAUGUCACUUGGCUACUUAAGAAUACUAAGAUCCAUAUCGUUCCUACAAUUAAUCCAGAUGGAUUCGAAGUAGCUGGAGUAGCUUGUAAAGGAAUUACUGGAAGAAAUGUUCCUUUUAAGGAUAUAGAUUUAAAUCGUAAUUUUCCGGAUUUUUUUUGUCCAGAUCCAGAUUUAAUUUUAUCCAAAGAGUCGGAAGCCCUUAUCAAUUGGAUGAAAAAUACCAAAUUUAUUCUGUCCGCUGCCUUACACGAAGGAGCUCUUGUUGCAAAUUAUCCGUAUGAUUUAAAUCCAAAUAAUGCUGAUGGUGAAGCUUUUGAAACUCCUGAUAAGGACGUUUUUAAGUACUUGGCCAGAACGUAUUCAAAUAAUCAUCCACAAAUGCAUAAGGGUGAAAAAUGUCCGGAUAAUAACGAAAAAUUUGUAGGUGGAAUUACUAAUGGUGCAGCAUGGUACGGCUUUAGAGGUGGAAUGGGUGAUUAUAAUUACAAUUUUCAUGGUUGCAUGGAACUGACAUUAGAAUUAUCAUGCUGUAAACGUCCUUAUGCCGAGUUAUUAUCAACAUUAUGGAAUGAAAAUAAAUUGUCAUUAUUAUUGUAUUGUAUGCAAGCCAAUAGAGGGGUAACUGGAAGAGUUUUGGAUUCUGAAACAAGACAACCGAUUGAAGCUAAGUUGAAAAUAAUUGGUAGAGAGAAAAUAGUAUUAUGGAAUCGUAGUGAAUAUGAAAUAUUUUUCCGAAGUUAUAAAAAAACUGGAGAAUUUUGGAGAUUGUUGCUACCAGGAACUUAUACUCUCAAAGUUGAAGCGAAUGGUUACAAAACCGAAUACAAAAAAUUCACGGUGAAAGAACAUAAUCCGUUUCCUAAAUUAACAAACUUAACAUUAUUUCUUACCAAUUCAUCUCUAGCUACGACUACUUCUAGUACUGAAAAAAAUACAAUUGUUUCAAAUUUUUCAUCAAGAUUAAGCGAAGAAAGAUGUGAUUCAGUUGAAGAAAUUACUGAAUCUCCCAAAGUGGGAGAGCUAAAAGGAUUCGCAACGUGUAUUAAUAAUAAUGUCAGUUUCUCUAUUUUUACAAUACAUAUAUUAUUUUUAUUGAGAUAAAAUAUAUGUCAUAGAUAUAAGAA